Poeciliopsis prolifica (blackstripe livebearer) is the source of this 2139-nucleotide messenger RNA. RefSeq names its product inactive all-trans-retinol 13,14-reductase. The transcript is spliced from 11 exons. The record is from RefSeq and is a predicted model, not a curated record. NCBI's taxonomy places the organism in Eukaryota, Metazoa, Chordata, Actinopteri, Cyprinodontiformes, Poeciliidae. Bases 119 to 1957 code for a protein of 612 amino acids.
UCAUAUCAGUCCCAAGACCUUUGGCUCAGGACUGCAGUAUAAUAAAAAGGAGACUUCUGAACAAUUUGUCGUGCAGAACAGCUGAGGACACUGUCAGACUAUCUCAUUUUAUCCAGAAAUGUGGCUGCUCAUUCUUUUAGUCUCGUUGGUUAUAUGGGCCGGUGGCACCUACUGGUACCUAUUUGGUAAGCCCAACCCGUUCUCCCUGGAGUCUGUGAGACCCCCGGCGCCCCGUGAGUUUGACCAGAAGAAGAGAGACAAAGUCAUCAAACAAGGUUUCAGUGUCGACAAAGUGCCCCAGAACCUGGAUGUGAUUGUAAUCGGAAGUGGCAUUGGUGGACUGUCAGCGGCGGCCACACUUGCCAAGGCAGGAAAGAAGGUUCUGGUCCUGGAACAGCAUGACCAGGCUGGAGGCUGCUGCCACACGUACAUAGAGAAGGGCUUUGAGUUUGAUGUUGGUCUUCAUUACAUUGGUCAAGUCCAUGAAAACAGUUUGCUUCGAAUUGCCUUUGACCAGAUCACUGAGGGCCAGCUGGAGUUUCAGGAGCUGCAGCCGCAUGUCGACACUGUUCAAAUCGGCAGUGGUGAUGAGAGACGGGAGUACAAGAUUUUCACUGGAAAACAUGAAAUGAAAGCCCGCCUGAUUGAGCAAUUUCCAAACGAAACAGAGGCUAUUGAGAAAUUCUUCAAAAUCAUGAAGCUCUCAGCUAAGAAGACCCACUACCUGGCAAGCAUGAAGCUUAUUCCUCAGUGGGUCUCUUUGUUUCUGCUGAAGUCAGGCAUCGCAGAUCUCAUCUCUCCAGUCUUCCAACUGUCUGGCACACCAGCGACUGACUUCAUGAACACUCUGACCAAAAACAAAGACCUCCAAGUCAUCUUUUCUUACUUUUUCUACGGUGUGCCUCCAAAGGAAUCCAGCAUUCUGAUCAACGCUCUCCUGAUCCAUCACUACAAACGAGGAGCUUACUACCCAAAAGGUGGAGCCAGUGAGAUUGCCUUCCAUAUCAUCAGAACUAUUCAGAAAUACGGAGGGAGCUGUCUGGUCAGAGCUCCUGUCUCUCAGAUCCUGGUGGAUGAGAAUGGAGCGGCCUAUGGUGUGAAGGUGAAGAAAGGCCAGGACGAAGUUGAGGUCCACGCACCUGUGGUGGUUUCAAACUGUGGCGUCUUUACCACGUUCCAAAAACUUCUACCACCUGAGAUUCAGGUCAAACAUGAUAUUCAGGAAAGACUGAGCAUGAUGAAACAUGGCAGAGGAUCAUUGUUGAUCUUUUCUGGCUUUGAUGGAACUACAGAGGACCUGGGUCUUGUCUCUACAAAUUUCUGGCUCUUCAAAGACAACGACAUGGAUAAGUCGAUGGAGGACUUUUUUGCAUUGAGCAAAGAAGAAGCACCUGAUAACAUCCCGAUGAUGUUCAUCACAAUACCAUCUGCAAAAGAUCCUGAAGCAAAGAUACGUCAUCCAGGAAAGUCUUGCAUGACAAUUCUGACCAUGGUCAAAUAUGAAUGGUUCGAAGAGUGGAAGGAUACUACCGUGCGAAAAAGAGGAGAUGAAUACUACAACUACAAAAUGAGAUUCACAAAGAACCUCUUUGACUGGGCCUGCACCGUGUUUCCUAAAAUCAAAGACAAGCUUGUUUUCCAAGAUGUGGCAACUCCGCUGACCAACAUGCACUACCUGGGAGCUCAACGUGGAGCCAUGUACUCUGCCGAGCACAACGUGGAGCGUUUCUUUGCUGAGGCUGUAGCCAGGAACAGAAGCAGCACUCCUGUUAAAAACCUUUACAUCUCAGGUCAAGAUGUGUUCAGCUGUGGGAUUGCUGGCGCUCUGCAUGGCGGACUCCUCUGCGCCUCCACUGUGUUGGAUCACAUUGUCUACAUCAACCUACUCAUCCUCAAAAAGAAGCUGAAGAGAAAGAAAGCCAGGGAGCUGGCCCAGCUGGCUAAGAAGAAACUGUAAGGGGGGUGCUGCUCACUACCGCCCCCGCAGGAUGAUAAUGAAAGUGCAAAAACUUGGUGCAGAAAGACUUGCCAGUACAGUGUAUGAUUUCAAAGAGGUAGAUGUGAUUUCAUAUUUGUACAUGGUUUAAUGUGAUUAAUUAUUAUUAUUAUUACAUAAUAAAAAUUAUGUAAUAAUAUGUA